GACCAAGGCUGUUUUUAAUCGGGUUUGAUGAACACGAAAUUUGAAAAAGAAAGAGAAGUCGCUCCAGUCCAUGUGAUCACAGUGAUGUUGUUGACAGCUUGACUAUUUUGUAAAAAAUGAAGGUUUUGGAAUUGUACAGUGGAAUAGGUGGAAUGCAUUGCGCUUUAAAAGACAGUGGUAUACCUCACAAGGUAGUAGCAGCCAUCGAUGUGAAUACAACUGCAAACAAGAUUUACAAACACAACUUUCCUGGAACCAAGUUAAUGGAUUGUGGAAUAGAGUCACUAACUGCCAGAAAGCUUGAUGAGAUGAAGAUCAACAUGAUUUUGAUGAGUCCUCCAUGUCAACCAUUCACUAGAGUUGGUAAGAAACUGGAUGCUGAAGACAUUAGAACCAGCUCAUUCCUUCAUCUGUUGUCCUUACUUCCAAGGUUAAACAACUGCCCAAAGUACAUCCUUGUUGAAAAUGUGAAAGGCUUUGAAGAAUCUGACACUUGCCUGAAGUUACGUGAAACAUUAAGGGAAUGCAACUUUGCAUAUCAGGAGUUUAUGCUUUCACCACUCCAGUUUGACAUUCCCAAUUCGAGACUACGGUAUUACCUCAUAGCUAAAAGAGCACCUUUAAAGUUUUCUUUUGAAACUUCAGCAGAGAUUUUGACUUUUCUGCCAGAGGAAAAUCACUUGAAAUAUGUGCCAGGAAAAAGUGAGGAAGGUCAGUUUUCCACAAUGUAUAUCGCCUGUGAUACAUCACAAAACAAUGUUUCUGAUAAAGAUGAAAGUAAAUAUGAGUGUACAACCAAAAAUACUGACCUAGAACAAUCUAACAAAGCAGAGGAAAAACAUACAAAAAACUUGCUGCAUGGUACUUCUCAGGGAAAUAGUGCUGCAAAAUGUCCAAUCUGCAGGGAGCAGUGUCUACAGACAAUGGGGCACAACAUGAGACAGAUAACAGAAGACGACUCCGAUCAUUAUCCCAACUGCUGUCCUGUGUUGAAUUUCCUAGAGGACAAACCCCCAGACUUUUUUGAUUCCUUUUUGUUGACCAAGAAAGAGCUGAAGAGGUUUCUUGUCAUGGACAUUGUUUUCCCAUGUUUGAAAAAGACAACAUGCUUCACUAAAAGAUAUGGUCAUUUUAUGGAAGGGGCGGGGUCCAUUUUCCAAAUGUCUCAGAAUAUUUAUAAUAUGAAAGAAGCCAGUGAAUUAAAAGAUAGAACUCAAGAACUGAAGAACAGAGCUGAUUGGACAGAUGAGGAUUAUGAGGUGUUGUCAAGGUUACGACUGCGUUACUUCACUCCCAGAGAGAUAGCCAACUUCCUGUGCUUUCCAUCUACUUAUGAUUUUCCUACGGAUUUAUCUCGAAUUCAGCUGUAUAGGACUUUAGGUAAUAGUCUGAAUGUCCAUGUGGUAUCUGCUCUUAUACAAUUAAUGGUUAAAAAUCCAGAAUAAUGAAAACAAUGGAAUUCUGAAACCAGAUCCACUCAUUAUGUACAAUAUGAUACAUAGAACAUUUUAACUCUGGAAGAGAAAAAAUCUUCAGAUUUAUUACAAAAUCAUAAGAAAUAAACAUAUUUUUAGUUACAUGUACAAGAUCAAAAUAUGUUUAACUGUAAAUUAAACAGUAAAUUCUGAAAA
Saccostrea echinata is the source of this 1631-nucleotide messenger RNA. Its product is annotated as tRNA (cytosine(38)-C(5))-methyltransferase-like. The transcript is spliced from 9 exons. The coding region runs from base 117 to 1445 and encodes 442 amino acids. Gene Ontology annotation, molecular function: methyltransferase activity. The record is from RefSeq and is a predicted model, not a curated record. NCBI's taxonomy places the organism in Eukaryota, Metazoa, Mollusca, Bivalvia, Ostreida, Ostreidae.